This is a messenger RNA of Lacerta agilis (Sand lizard), 2250 nucleotides long. Its product is annotated as transmembrane protease serine 12-like. Gene Ontology annotation, molecular function: serine-type endopeptidase activity. Gene Ontology annotation, biological process: proteolysis; acrosome reaction. Lineage: Eukaryota; Metazoa; Chordata; Lepidosauria; Squamata; Lacertidae. The record is from RefSeq and is a predicted model, not a curated record. The coding region runs from base 100 to 1821 and encodes 573 amino acids. The transcript has 10 exons.
GGAAUAUACCUUCAUGUAUGUGCUGGAUCUUUAAUUGAUUAUGACUCCGUGCUAACAGCAGCACACUGCGUUGAAAACAGGACAACACCAAAGCUUUGGAUGGCUGUGUUUGGCUUGCGACGACUUUAUGGAGACAAGAGUCAUUCUGUAAACAGCCAGGUGAUGGAAAUCAGGCCCCACUGUCGUUAUGAUACAAGAAGUAAUGUAAACGAUAUUGCCUUGUUGAAAUUAAGCCAGGUUAUCACAUACAAUGACUAUAUUCAGCCCAUCUGUUUACCUAGCACUCCUCUUCUCUUGAGUGACAGGAACCCAUGUUAUAUAAGUGGAUGGGGAUUGACAAAAGAGAAUGGUACACCAAGUUAUAUAUUACAAGAAGCUGAAAUAAAAGUUUUUCCACUCAAAGUCUGUAAUAGUUACGAUUGGUAUAAUGGACGACUAUCAAGGAAUCAGCUUUGUGCUGGCUCUGAAAGUGGACAUGUUGACACCUGUCUGGGAGACAGUGGUGGUCCUCUGAUGUGUUAUUUGCCAGAUGAUGGCAAGUUUUACCUGGUAGGAAUCACGAGCUAUGGUAUUGGCUGUGGUCGACCAAAAUUACCAGGAAUCUAUAUACAUACAGCUAAAUACAGAAGUUGGAUAGAUUCACGCCUACGUGGCAAAACCUCCAUUGUGAGCAUUCCAUGUGUUCUGAUUUUUUCAGCUGUGGUGUGGGUAACCAUGCAUCUUGUUCUGUGGCUUGGGGAGAGGUCGUCCCCAUCCUCCCUCGUUGCCGGCUCUCGGGAUUCUCUUAUCGAUCCCCGACAGGAGACUCCCGCCCCGAGGAACAAGCGAUCUAACCGACGGGCAAAGUUUCCUCGACGGACGAUGCGGCGAAGCCGUCGCAGGGCAGCCGCUGCGCCGCUGCUGGCGCUGGUGCUGGGUCAAGCCGUGACCCUGAACCUAACGUCUCUGCUUCCCUCGGAGGAUUGCGGGACAAGGCCUCUGAUGGGUGAGAUGACAGAAUGGAAUCGGAUUGUGGGUGGACGUGACGCUGAGCCAGGGGCAUGGCCAUGGCAAGUUAGUCUUCAAGUUUACCGCUUUGGUACAGGAUAUCACCAUAUAUGUGGUGGAUCCGUGAUUAAUAACUACUCAGUGCUGACAGCAGCACACUGCAUUAAAAAAUGGACGGAUCCAGCAUUUUGGAGGGUUGUAUUUGGCUUGCACCAUCUUUAUAACUAUGAAUCUUCUACUGUAAAGCGCCAUGUCAGAGCUAUCGUGAUGCAUUCUGGUUUCAAGAGAAGCACGUAUGAAAAUGAUGUUGCCUUGUUUAAACUAAAAAGGCCUAUCAGCUACAGCAAUUAUAUUCAGCCUAUCUGCUUACCUAACAGCACUACUCAACUAGUGGCAGAUGAAAACCCAUGUUUCAUAAGUGGAUGGGGAAACACAGAGGAGAAGGGUAGAGGAAAAUUUAUAUUACAAGAAGCUCAAGUUGACGUUAUUCCACUAUAUAUCUGCAAUAGAUAUGACUGGUAUGCAGGCGUAGUAUCAUGGAAUAUGCUUUGUGCUGGUUCUGAAACUGGACAUGUGGAUAGCUGCCAGGGGGACAGUGGAGGACCUCUGGUGUGUUACUUUCCAGAUUACACCAAGUUUUAUCUGAUAGGAAUCACCAGUUUUGGUGUUGGCUGUGGCCGACCCAAACUUCCUGGAAUCUAUAUACGUGCAAAAAAUUAUCGACCAUGGAUAGAUAAAGCAGUCGCAAUAUUCAGCAGAACUUCUACUAUGAGCAUUCGACACAUUCUCAUGUUUUUGACCAUUGGAUUGGUAACCUUCCAUCUUGUUCUAUGAAAAGUCCUGUUGUUUUGGAAUUUUAUACUUUUCCUUUUAAAAUGUAUUCAUUCCUCUUGAAAACAAGUAUAUGGAGUCAUUUGUUUUUAUAAUAAUGAAUACUUUGUACUCAGUUGUUUAACCUUGUCCAAAAUGAAUGGAAAAAUCAUUCAUUAAAAAUGUCAUUCCAAAAGGCAUUGUGCAGUUACAUUUAUAUGUUUUGGAGGCUGUAAGUUAUAUUGUGACUAUUGUACUGCUAGGCUGCAAUAUGAAAAAAGAGCAUGGUCUCAAAAACAUGCAGAAAAUUGUAAUUUAAUAUGUGAAAGAAAUGUUUUAAUUCUUCAGAGGCUUAAUUUACAAAAUUCAUAUGACCCUAUCCCAAAUGUAUAUUUCCAUAUUCUAUAAGAAAUGUACAUGAUAGAUGCCUACCAUUGCCAUGCUUUUCUGUAU